Messenger RNA from Lycium ferocissimum, 1428 nucleotides. RefSeq lists its product as uncharacterized. Gene Ontology annotation, molecular function: tRNA 2'-phosphotransferase activity. The record is from RefSeq and is a predicted model, not a curated record. Gene Ontology annotation, biological process: tRNA splicing, via endonucleolytic cleavage and ligation. NCBI's taxonomy places the organism in Eukaryota, Viridiplantae, Streptophyta, Magnoliopsida, Solanales, Solanaceae.
AUGUUCACUUGUAUACGACUUGUACGUUGCCGCUUCCUAAUUCUUCCUUCACCUCUUCUCACAUCCUUCAUCUCUUCUUCAAUGGCAAACACACUUGGACUUGUACGUUUUCCUUCCUUCACAAUCUCUUCUUCUUUCCCUUCUUCAAUGGAAACUUCUUCAUCCUCUGCCUUUUCUCAUUCCAAUCCAAGCGGUGGUAGAGGAAGAGGAAAAGGACUGGACACGAGGGAUAAUAAGGAAAGAUCAGGGGGCCGUGGCGGUGGUGGCAAAGAUAAAAUUGAUGCUCUUGGUAGACUCUUGACACGCAUUUUGCGGCACAUGGCCUCUGAGCUAAACUUGAAUAUGAGGAAUGAUGGGUAUGUGAAGGUGCAAGAUCUGUUAAAGUUAAACUUGAAAACAUUUGCGAACGUCCCAUUGAGGUCUCACACAAUUGAUGAUGUCAAAGAGGCAGUACGGAAGGAUAACAAGCAAAGAAUGGGCCUUUUGGAAGAAAAUGGAGAGCUUCUGAUCCGUGCCAACCAAGGCCAUACAGUAAAGAUAGUUGAAACUGAAAGCUUAUUGAAACCGAUCCUUUCAGCUGAUGAAGUUCCAGUGUGUGUACAUGGCACUUACAAGAAGAAUUUGGAAUCAAUUUUGGAGCAUGGGCUCAAACGCAUGAAAAGGUUACAUGUUCAUUUCUCAUGUGGCUUGCCAACAGAUGGCGAAGUAAUUAGUGGAAUGAGGCGAGAUGUUAAUGUCCUCAUCUUUCUUGAUGUGAGAAAAGCUUUGGAAGAUGGGAUGAAGCUUUAUAUCUCAGAAAACAGAGUUAUCUUGACCGAGGGUAUUGAUGGUGUGGUGCCAGUGAAGUACUUCCAGAAAGUGGAGUCAUGGCCAGAUAGAAAACCUUUGUCAUUAUAGAAUAGAAUGUCACUUUUCACUCUUUUCUUUCCCUUUUGCGCCAGUUUUUCUCUUACUCCCAUUUGCUACACUGAGCCCUCCAUUCCCAGGAGGAAAAAGCAAGCAGUUUAGUGCCCUUUGGUAUUCUCCAUCCUAUUUCCCUUUUAUCACCAUGUUAUUGUGAUUGGAUUCAUGAUCUAACGUAUAAUGUUGUGAAGUUGAGUAGUUAAGUUCUACACUACAAAAAUGAAGUCCAGCUCAUCUUGGGUAGAAAGGAAGUUUAUAUUUAUGGUGAAGGGUUCAGAAUACUGGCAGGUUGUUCAAAUGCUUGUAAACAUUGUGAUAGAAGAUAGAAGAAAAGAACCCUUUCAAUCAAGGCAAGAAUAACUGACAAAAGCAUCCCACGAGCUGGUUUAUCUGUUUUUAUUGACGGGAAAAGAGAAAGUGCUAAUAGAAUUCCUGAUUGAACUCCCGCAAUCUGUGAAUGUAUGAUUACUGUUUGGACAUUAUAUUAUUUCACUAUUUAAAAUACUCAAUUUUAAUAUUCGCAAA